UUUGAUAAAAUAAAAGCUCGCCAAAACUUGGAAACCCUACUCUCCUUCUUUUGCUUCAGCACAUAUCUGGAAUACAGGCACAGCCGAGGAAACACACUUUCCGCUAAUCGAUAAAGCAGGUUGAAGACCACUGUGAUUGACCAUGGCGACUUUUGCUAAACCGGAGAAUGCAUUGAAACGAGCAGAAGAAUUGAUAAAUGUUGGUCAGAAACAAGAUGCACUGCAAGCUCUUCAUGAUCUUAUUACAUCAAAAAGGUACAGGGCAUGGCAGAAAACACAUGAAAAGAUUAUGUUCAAGUACAUCGAGCUUUGUGUUGAUAUGAGGAGGGGUAGAUUUGCCAAAGAUGGUCUUAUCCAAUAUCGCAUAAUCUGCCAGCAAGUUAAUGUUAAUUCUUUAGAAGAAGUGAUUAAGCACUUCAUGGAUCUUUCAACCAAAAGGGCUGAGCUGGCACGUAGUCAGGCACAAGCUUUAGAGGAAGCUUUGGAUGUUGAUGACCUUGAAGCAGAUAAAAGGCCAGAAGACCUAAUGUUAAGCUAUGUCAGUGGUGAAAAGGGAAAGGAUCGUUCAGAUAGGGAGCUUGUGACUCCAUGGUUUAAGUUCUUAUGGGAGACAUAUAGGACAGUUCUUGAAAUUCUCCGAAACAAUUCCAAGUUGAUGGCUCUUUAUGCUGAUACUGCACAUCGUGCCUUCCAAUUCUGCAAGCAAUACAAAAGAACAACAGAGUUUCGUAGGCUUUGUGAGAUUAUUCGGAAUCAUCUUGCAAACCUCAACAAGUACAGAGACCAGAGGGACAGACCUGACCUAACUGCCCCUGAAAGUCUACAUUUUUACCUGGACACAAGGUUUGAGCAAUUGAAAGUUGCAACCGAAUUGGAACUCUGGCAGGAAGCUUUUCGUUCUGUGGAAGAUAUUUAUGGGCUAACAAGCAUGGUUAAAAAAAUGCCGAAAUCGUCCCUGAUGGCUAUUUACUAUGCAAAGUUGACUGAGAUCUUUUGGAUUUCAUCAAGCCAUUUAUACCAUGCGUAUGCAUGGUUUAAGCUUUUUCAACUUCAAAAGAGCUUCAAUAAGAAUCUGAACCAGAAGGAUCUGCAGCUGAUUGCAUCAUCAGUUUUGCUUGCUGCACUUUCAGCUCCUCCAUAUGAUCACCUGAAAACUGCUUCUCAUUUGGAACUUGAGCAUGACAAAGAACGCAAUCUCAGAAUGUAUAAUCUUAUUGGCUUCAAUAUAGAUGCAAAGCUCGAGACAAGAGAAGUGCUUUCCAGGUCAUCUCUUCUCGCAGAUCUGGUUUCUAAAGGGGUGAUGACAUACGUAACUCAAGAAGUGAAGGAUCUGUAUCAUCUUUUAGAAAAUGAAUUUCUGCCUUUGGAUUUGGCUUCAAAAGUACAGCCUUUGUUGACAAAGAUUGCAAAACUUGGGGGAAAGAUAUCUUCAGCUUCUUCUGUACCAGAAGUGCAGCUUUCUCAGUACAUUCCUGCUUUGGAAAAAGUAGCCACCUUAAGACUCCUACAACAGGUGUCCCAAGUGUACCAAACAAUGAAAGUUGAGACUUUAUCAAAAAUGGUUCCUUUCUUUGACUUCUCAGCUGUAGAGAGGAUCUCUGUUGAUGCUGUCAAGCAUAAUUUCAUUGCUAUGAAAGUUGACCACAUGAAGGGUGCAAUUAUAUUUGGUGACUUGGGUUUUGAAUCUGACACUCUGCAAGACCACUUGAGUGUUUUGGCUAUAAAUCUGAACAAAUCAAGGUCCCUGAUCUAUCCUUCUCAAUCCAAAGCAUCAAAAUUGAGUGCUAUGCUUCCAAGCUUGGCAGAUAUUGUUGAUAAAGAGCACAAAAAGCUUCUUGCUCGCAAAUCCAUCAUUGAAAAACGCAAGGAAGAACAAGAACGCCACCUUCUUGAAAUGGAACGAGAAGAGGAGACAAAAAGAUUAAAGCUACAGAAGAAAACCGAAGAAGCAGAACAAAAAAGACUUGCAACCGAGUUUGAAGAAAGGAAGCACCAACGCAUCCUCAGAGAAAUUGAGGAACGAGAGCGUGAAGAAGCACAAGCAUUGCUCAAUGAUGUUGGGAAACGUAUCAAAAAGAAAGGAAAGAAGCCCAUCAUUGAAGGGGAGAAGGUGACAAAGCAAUCCUUGAUGGAGUUGGCAAUGCAGGAGCAAGUGAGAGAGAGGCAGGAAAUGGAAAAGAAGAUGCAAAAACUAAUCAAGACCAUGGAUCAUUUUGAAAGAGCCAAAAGGGAAGAGGCUGCACCUCUCAUUGAAGCUGCUUUCCAAAGAUGUUUGGCUGAAGAGAAAAUCCGCCAUGAACGUGAACAACAGCUUGAGGUUGAACUGAGCAGAGAGCGUCAUGAAGGAGAUCUGAAGGAGAAGUAUCGACUUGCUCGUGUUAUGGAACAUAAGAUGGAACUUGAGGAAAAAGUUGUGAGCAGGCGAAAGGCAGAGUACGAUAGAAUGAGAGCUGAGAGAGAGGAAAGACUUGGCCAAAUCCUCAAGGCACGAAAAGAGGAAAGGGACCUAAAAAGGAAAAUGUUGUUUUAUUUGAAGACUGAAAAAGAAAGGCUCGACAAGCUUCGUGAGGAAGAAGAAGCUCGCAAACGUGAAGAGGCUGAAAGGCGUAAGAAAGAGGAGGCUGAACGGAGGGCUAAGUUGGAUGAAAUAGCUGAAAGGCAGAGGAAAAGAGAACAAGAACUUGAAGAAAGAGAGAGGCUUAGGAAGGAAGCUAUCUUACGUGGAACACCGAUCGAUGGCCCGACCAGGCCGUCUGAGCUUCCUGCUCCCGCUCCCGCACCCGCGGCUGCGGCCGCACCAGCUGCCGCCGCCGCCGCUUCUGCUGCAGGAUCUGGUGGUGGGAAAUACGUGCCAAGGCACCGUAGAGGUGCGCCGGCAGAGACAGCAGCACCGCCGCCGGCACAGCCAUCCUCUGAUAGGUGGGGGAGUGGGAAACCGGAGGAGCGUGGAGCGGCUCCACCGGGCGACAAGUGGCGUCCGUCUUCGUUUGGUAGUGGUAGUGCUGGCGGAGCAAGUGGUGGUGCUGGUGGAAAAAGUUGGUCUUCAUCCAGGUUUUCGCGGUGAGACUUGGGUGAUAUUCUUUUAUAAUUAUGGGAGAGGAAGUGGUUGUGUUUGUGCAUUUUGUUUUCAAAAUGAUCAGGGGAUUUGGUAGACUCAUAAUGUUAAGAUCGUUUUUAUUUGCCUUAACUUUUUGAUGGGAUCUUUCGAUAAAC
Molecule: messenger RNA, 3213 nt
Organism: Lactuca virosa
Lineage: Eukaryota; Viridiplantae; Streptophyta; Magnoliopsida; Asterales; Asteraceae
Source: the annotation of a GenBank genome assembly